This is a messenger RNA of Elgaria multicarinata webbii, 1896 nucleotides long. RefSeq names its product maelstrom spermatogenic transposon silencer (gene MAEL). Gene Ontology annotation, cellular component: nucleus; P granule. Gene Ontology annotation, biological process: spermatogenesis; regulation of miRNA-mediated gene silencing; piRNA processing. The record is from RefSeq and is a predicted model, not a curated record. Gene Ontology annotation, molecular function: sequence-specific DNA binding. Lineage: Eukaryota; Metazoa; Chordata; Lepidosauria; Squamata; Anguidae.
GGCGUCGGAGCAAGAUGCCGAACCGCAAAGGCGCGCGCAACGCCUAUUAUUUCUUCGUGCUGGAGAAGUUGCCCGAGCUGAAGCGGCGGGGUCUGGACGUCGCCGGAGUGACCGAGGCCAUCCCGCACUGCUCCGACGACUGGGCGAUGCUGAGUGAGGAACAAAAAGAAAAGUAUGUUGAAAAGGCUCGUCGCUGGAAAGCUAAGAAUCAGGAAUUAGCAAAAAAGCCACCCAGCCAACUUGCAGCGCCUCUUCCCACACAAACCCAGAAUAGAGUUCCUGUUUCAAACCUCACAGGUCUACAUAGGAAGUGUGAUCAAGUUGUGCUUGAAACUUCAUUCUACUUCUUGAAUAUCUUCAGUCAUGGAGUGCUGCCCCAUCAUUGUAAUCAGCGUUUCCUCCCUUGUGAAAUUGGCUGUGUCAAAUUCUCACUUAAGGAUGGGAUCAUUGCAAACUUCCAUCGUUUUAUAGAUCCUGGAGAGGUGCCACGGGGAUUUCGUUUUCACUGCCAGGCUGCAGGUGAUGCUACACACAGGAUUCCCAUAUCUGGCUUUGAGCUUGCAUCUGCAAAUCAUUCGGUUACAUUAUGUGAUCUAUACACAUUUAUCCAGCCGCGCUGGGGCACCUGGCCACCUGUGUAUUGUAAGUCUGACGAUCAGUUUAGGAUCAACUGGUGCCUGAAGCACAUGGCUAGAGAAGCAGGCACAGUAAAUCACCUGGAGCUUCUCAAUGUGGAAGACCUUGUUGUAGAGCUGUAUUGUCAGAAGCUUCAAAAGGAGCCUUCUAAGACUUGGGUGUGUAACACGCUGGAUGCCUCCAUGUGGGAUUACUCAGGAAAUACUAGGUGCCAGUGGCAUGAAGAAAAUGAUGUUCUGUUCUGUGCUCUUGCUACUUGCAAGAAAAUUGCAUAUUGCAUCAGCAAUUCUCUAGCCAAUAUGUAUGAGAUCCAGCUAACUCCAUCCCAUUUACCUCUGUGGGAGAAGGUUUCUCAAAGCACAGUAAACCCUAAGAUGAUAGUACUGGAUGCUGGCCGUUUCCAGAAGCCAAGGGCUGAGAGUAAAGGAAAUGACAUGUACCUCAGAUCUCAUAAUCAGGAUCAAGGUGCCACACCCUGUACUGGUGAGCAUCCUUUAGGAGUGAAGACAAUGUGUGAAACAAGCACCAGGUAUGGAAGAGGAAUUGCACGAUUUGGAAAGCAUCUCCAAGCAGACCAGCAGUUAGAAGCUUACAAUGCAGUGCCUCCUCUCCAGAACAGCUCUACGUGUCAUGAUUUUCACAGUCUUUGGGAAUAUAAGGAUGUUGUAUUUACUUUGUCGUGUUUAACCAUGCGUUAUCCUUAGUUGAAGGAAUAAAUCAUUCUAUCCCAUUGUUUAGGGAAAUGUUAACUGUUUAAAAGAAAAUGUUAUGGUACUCUAGAACAGGUUCUGAAGAAUAUUUUUUCAGUAUGUAGGAAUGUUUAAUGGAUGGUGGAGGAGAUUAGACAAAAUCAAAUCAGUAGAACAGCUUUCUGAAACUUUGUGUUGAUUUCAGAAGACUCAUGUGCGUUGAUUCAAAAACAAGGCUUAUUUACACUUGCUAGUGCCUUAUUCAAGUAAACCUUUGCUUAGUUCAUAGACCAAGGAAGCUUCAGUUGCAAUUACUGUAAGUUUUGGGAUGCUACAAUUAAAUUCUUGUCUAAAGAGCAAGAUUUUAUAUAACAGUAGAAUCAAGCAUGCACUUAACAUGCAAGCAAAUAGCCCCACUUCCCCAUCCUCACAAAAUGUAAAAUCUUGCAAGUGUAGCUAGUUGAAUUCCUUGGAUCUUUUCUUGUUCCUUGAAGUUAUGCAUUAAUGUUGUUAAUCUUUCAGAAUGUUUUCAAGUCUUAAUGGUGAGAGCCCAACCAGCUUUAGGAUUUUA